AUGUCGCUUAGCUUUCUCAACAGCACCAUGCGCGCUGCCGUCAUGACGGGGCCGUAUCAAGUUCAUAUUGAUCAGUUCCCAGUGCCACGCAUCAUCAAUACGACUGGCGCAGUAGUUCGGUUCACAACUUCGGCGCUUUGUGCUCCUUACGCCCGAGUACCGUUCGCCGACAUGGCGCUUAUCCCCGUCCCCUUGACCGCCGAGACCACCAACACCAGCAUCGAACAAGACUACCUGACCGUUUCCGAUGUCUUCUCCAUCGGAUGGAUUGCUGUCACUAGAUCCGGCUUUGAGCCCGGCGACACUGUUGCUGUAUUUGGCGCUGGUCCCGUGGGCCUGCUUGCUGCGUACUCCGCCAUACUUCGCGGGGCAUCUCGGGUGUACAGUGCAGACCAUGUCCCCAUGAGACAUGAGAAGGCCGCAUCCAUCGGAGCCGUGCCCAUCAACUUCAUGGACAGUGAUCCUGUACAGCAGAUUCUCGCAUACGAGCCCGGUGGUGUCAUCCGAGCCGCCGACGCCGUCGGUAUGGAAGCCAUCACUGCCAACGGUACAAUGCAGCAAAACAUCGUGCUGAAUCAGAUGGUCGAACUCGUCGCUGCAGGGGGCGGAAUUGGCCAGAUUGGAAUCUACCUGGCCCAACCAAACACUGGUUUGGCUCCGAAUGCAGAGAGAAUCAUGCCGGAAGUCUCGUUUCCCUCACCCAGUUCUUUUCGAAGGGUAUCAGAUACGAAGGUGGUAUGGCAGAUCCCGAGACUGUUGCUGGGGAGCUCGUCAACUUGA
Molecule: messenger RNA, 780 nt
Organism: Colletotrichum tamarilloi
Lineage: Eukaryota; Fungi; Ascomycota; Sordariomycetes; Glomerellales; Glomerellaceae
Product: alcohol dehydrogenase GroES-like domain-containing protein
Exons: 2
Coding region: 1-780 (259 amino acids)
Source: RefSeq, a predicted model, not a curated record